Messenger RNA from Asterias rubens (European starfish), 2859 nucleotides. RefSeq lists its product as uncharacterized. The record is from RefSeq and is a predicted model, not a curated record. The transcript is spliced from 4 exons. Gene Ontology annotation, biological process: cell surface receptor signaling pathway; G protein-coupled receptor signaling pathway. Gene Ontology annotation, molecular function: G protein-coupled receptor activity. Gene Ontology annotation, cellular component: membrane. Lineage: Eukaryota; Metazoa; Echinodermata; Asteroidea; Forcipulatida; Asteriidae. The coding region runs from base 715 to 2829 and encodes 704 amino acids.
AUUAUUGUUAGUGAAACCAACUUAUUUGCUCUCACUUAUCGUCGUCAUAUAGAUCCCGGUGAUUUGGAGCUACGUCUGGCCAACCCGAUAUCUUCAUUUACAGGCACACUGCAAGCACGUUGUACAAGCAGUCAACAAUGGAGCUCUGUGUGUGCUGGUAACCUAUGGGAUCAUAGAGAUACUGAAUCUGCUUGCCGCCAUCUUGGUUUCUCAUUUGCUGUUGAGACCAAGAACAUCUACGUCUCCACUCUAGACCCUAUAGAUGUUCCCGAUAGAGUGAUCAUAUCCGAGGUUGGAUGUGUGGGAAAUGAAACUAAUCUUAUAGAGUGUGGGUUGGGCUUGGUGCGUUCAACAUGUAGCAUAAUACCAAGAAUAUCAUGUGGAACAGAAACCAGUGAGUUUGGAUUCCGUGUUGGACUAUGUGGAAUCAAUGAUCUUUGUGGUACUGAGUGUGCGCAAACCAUCGAAAACAACACUCCUAGGAUCGGAUGUCAUUGUGAUCAACUUUGCCAGGCUCUUGGUGAUUGUUGCUAUGACUACCAGAUAAACUGUAACCCGGAAGGACUUCCCCCACCUACGUCACUACAAGGUCUCCCUGUGGAGUGGUAUCAAUGCAUUGCGUUGCCGAGCCUUUAUGGAAAAUAUGUUGGGUAUUAUUUAAUCAGUGUUUGCCCAGAAUCUUGGUUAGAGGGCGGAAUAAGAGACUUAUGUAAAAUGCCAUGGAAUGGAGAGGAUAUCAUUGGCUCUCUACCAGUGUACAAUAAUGACUCGCUAUAUCAAUACAGAAAUAUAUACUGUGCUAUAUGCAAUGGAGAAUCGUAUGAUAACAUGCUACCAUGGUCGGUCCAUGCAGCCUAUAACGUGUAUGGUGCAAAAUCCUAUGUUCCAAACUUUAACGACACUGAACUUCCAGGUUUAUUUACUGGUGACUUUAUGGUUCAAGUUCCAAGUAGUAUAGAAGGGGAAGUUCGGAGGUGUUCAGCACCUACCAUAAAUACUUGUUUGGAUGAGUUUAGUGAAAGCGAAACGGAACAGGGUUGUCUGAGCUAUGUUGGACCUCUAGCUUACCGGCCUGUCAUUGGUUCAACCAUAACCAAUUAUCGCAAUCCCUAUUGCGCAAUGUGCAAUAACAGCGAUAACACUUUAAGCGAUAGCAUCGUUUCCUGUACAACGGGAGAGAUCUUUGAUCCUUUUCUCAGUAGCUGCAGAGCGUUGACUUGUAAUUCUGGGUUCGAAAUCCAAGGAAACGAGUGUGUUGAAAAGACAGUGCCCUCAACGUCAGCACCUGUAGCAGUUCAGGAGUUUGCAUUCAACCCAAAUAAUACAGUCAACGUUGGUUUGGUGGAUUGUCUACGGUUGUUUCUUGUUGAUACUUUUGGUAUCGUCUUUUGGGACGCAACACUAAAUAACUCAUCAACAGUAGAGUUGCUUACCGUGAAUUUUCUAGCAGGAAACAAAACAGUCGUGGAUAGCAUUCAGAGCGUCAUCUUGAGUUACAAAUCUAGUAUUUGUAAUAUUUCUCAGUUUGUUCUGUUUUUAGAACUACAAAGUAUUCUUCCCGCGCAGACUUGUAAAGAUUUUAACACCAGUGGACUUGACCUUUUCCAUGGUUACGUCACCAGGAAUGACGUAUUUCGUAUUAGACAGUUUGAUUACAAUGUAAUGAAUGACUACCAUGUCUAUGGGAUUGAUGAGGCUUGUCUUGAAAUCAAACUAACAUGCACUUCACUCAUGGCGUUGAAUUCAACUGAGUUUGUGCUGUCAGCAGAAGGGAAUGUAACAGUGUUAAAGUAUAUCCCAUCUGAUGUUUCUAUACCUCACGACGCGUACGUUCUUCUUGCAGAUGGAAGUGCAGUCAUUUGUGCUGACUAUCUGACCGGUCCACAACCACAGAAUGCUACGGCCCUCGCAUUGAUAUACCUUAGCUAUAUACUCUACACUCUAUCAGUCAUUGCUCUUGCUGUAACAUUCCUCAUUUACUCCCUACUACCACCACUGCGCAACUUGGCAGGUCUGUCCAUCAUGAACCUUGUGGGGGCGCUCUUUAUAGCAAAUCUCCUCCUCUUACUCUCGGGGCAAUUACUCGAUGUACCAACGCUGUGUCUCAUCGCGGCCCCCCUAAUCCACUUCACAUGGCUGGCAGCGUUCAUGUGGAUGGCUGUUUUGUCUUGCAAUGUUGCACGAACUCUCAGCAGUAAAGUGGUCAAUAAGACCCACGAGUCACCAACGAAACCACUACUUCUAUAUAUGCUAUUUGCCUGGGGUGUACCACUGGUAAUCGUUGCAAUAUGUAUCACACUACACUUCUGUCAGUAUACCAGUGCCGGUCCAAUAUACGUAGACCAGACCAGGUGUUACAUAGUGAGUCCAUUAGUUAACUUAUACGCCUUUGGUAUCCCAGUCGCCUUAACCCUUGCUCUCAGUAUAUGUUUCUUCGUAUACACCGUAGUUUUUCUGAGAAGAUCUCGAAGCUCUACUCGUGCAGCGAGAAGUGAGACGCGACUUCAAGAGGUCAAAGUGGAGCUCCUUAUUUACAUCAGGCUGUGCGUUCUAAUGGGACUCUCUUGGAUACUAGGGUUCUUAAUGCAAAUCAUAGACGGAUACGCAGUCAUCUUCAUCUUUGACAUCUUAAACUCUUCACAAGGCGUUUUGAUCUUUCUCAGUUUCUGCUUUACAAAGCGGGUACAUAACCUUCUUAAUGAGCAUUACAGUCGUUCAAAGAAGCAACGUCAGACGAGACGAAAGAAGACUAAUCAGUUGGUUGUCAGUGGGACACAGAGUCAUUCAAAAACGGGCCCUUCCGUCAACACAGACACAACACGUCUUUAAAGACACUGGACAGCUUUGGUAAUUGUCAAA